This is a messenger RNA of Darwinula stevensoni, 867 nucleotides long. Lineage: Eukaryota; Metazoa; Arthropoda; Ostracoda; Podocopida; Darwinulidae. The record is from the annotation of a GenBank genome assembly.
AUGGCGGCUUAUGAAGAAUUGGAGGGAAAGAGGAAAGACACGCGAAUAAUAGCAUCAGGAGGAUACACGUACAAGCUCACAAGCAUCCGAAAUAACAUCUCAUACUUGGCAUGCAGGGAGAGCUAUUGCAGCGCCACCGCAAAGCUGCAAAAUGGGCUUCUCAUCGGGAAAAGGCCCCACACACAUGAACCCUCUCCUCAAAAUGAACUUGAACUGAAGGCACGAAGCAUGAUGCGACAGAGGGCAUCACAUGAAAGCACACGACUUCGGGACAUCUAUGACAGAGUGUUAGACGAGAACCCACCAGGGUCUCUGGUUCGUUGUGCUAUGGCUCUUCCUCUUCUUCCUGCAAACCUUGUUCUUCAAGGGGUUGAGGACCUAGCAAAUCGGGCGGCCCCAUAUGCAAACCUAGGGAUUAAUCGAUUCUUCGCAUACCUGGACAGCACUUGGGUGCGAGGGGUUGGAGCAGAGCAACUAAGUGUACAGGGGCAGCCGAGACGGACAAACAACGUCAUGGAGAGCUAUCAUGCUGGACUCCUAAGGAAGUUUGGCAUAGCUCAUCCAGACCCGUGGAAAUUUUUGUCGCAAGUUCCAGAGGGACUUCUGCUUCCUCCUGAAGCAGUUGGAGAACCAGUCCCUGCUCUCGUCGCUACCAUUGCUGCUCCCAGAGGGCCACAAGAGCUACCUCAAUUAGGUGUGGAACAAGCUGCUGCUGCUGUUCAAGGAGGACCACAAGAGCCACCUCUACCCGAAGCAGAACAAGCUGCCGCUGCUGCUGCUGUUCAAGGAGGACCACAAGAGCUACCUCUGCCUGAAGCAGAAGAAGCUGCUGCUGCUGCUGCUGUUCCUCCUCCUCCAGUUCCAAGU